Molecule: messenger RNA, 6367 nt
Organism: Tigriopus californicus
Lineage: Eukaryota; Metazoa; Arthropoda; Copepoda; Harpacticoida; Harpacticidae
Gene: garz
Product: Golgi-specific brefeldin A-resistance guanine nucleotide exchange factor 1-like
Exons: 2
Coding region: 228-6089 (1953 amino acids)
Biological process (GO): regulation of ARF protein signal transduction
Molecular function (GO): guanyl-nucleotide exchange factor activity
Source: RefSeq, a predicted model, not a curated record
AGCUAGUAUCCAGAUUGUCUGGAUCAGUGUUUCUUAGCCUUUUAUAUACGGUUGACCCACCCAGUCACCACCUCCGGACCUCCCGCCCUCGACUGAGCCACAUUGCACUGACCGUGGGCCUGGGUGUGCCGCCCGUCAUCGCUGACCUAUGUUGAGCCGCUGGGUAGUUCAGGCCCGCUUGUCCUUGACCGCCGGCCGUUGGUAGUGGUGAGCCUCCGGGUCCCAGUAUGGCGCUGACGGUGGGCCGCGGGCCCGUGGGAGUGGAUCGCGGGGUGGCCAUCGUCGAGGCCGAGAUCGCCGCGUUGUGUUUGGCCUUGAAACGCGGUCACAGUCAAACCUGGUCGCGCCAUCACUCGCCGCACGAAGACACGCCCGCCUCGUUGCAUCCCACCCUGUUGCGGGCCUGCCUGACCUUGAAACGCGAGCUGUCCGCGCCUGAGAAUGGACAUGAGCCCGACCCGCAUUUGUUUUUGGCGCCCUUCUUGGACGUGAUUCGCUCGGAAACGGUCACGGGCCCCAUCACGGGUCUGGCUUUGAGUGCCGUGCAGAAAUUUUUAAACUAUGGACUCUUACGAGCGGAUCAUCCGCACAUUGGACCGGCCGUGGAGAACCUGGCCGAUGCCGUGACCCAUGCCCGAUUUGUGGGUGUGGAUCCGGGCGCCGACGAGGUGGUUCUUAUGAAGAUCAUGGAGGUAUUGCGGACGUUGAUGCUCUCACCCGUGGGCCUGCUUCUCACCAACGAGAGCGUGUGCGAGAUCAUGCAGAGCACGUUCCGGAUCUGUUUUGAAACUCGAUUGAGUGAGUUGUUACGGAAAACCGCCGAACACGCCCUCAACGAUAUGAUUCAGCUCCUGUUUACCCGCUUGCCUACAUUCACCGAGGAGAACCUGCCCCUCCUGAAGAAACUCAAAAUGCGGAGUAGUCACGGCGAAGGGGGUAAAACCCACCGGAAACCCGCCGGAUCGUCAGUCAGGUCCACAAAGACCAAACCCGUUCGACCUGCCGUGACCACCACGAGUACCAGCCCGUCAACGGCUCCACCGUCGUCGACUACGACCGAGGUGUCAAUAAUCCCACAAGCCCCACCCACCAAACCCGUGACCAGUCCUGAAUCCUCUCAAGUGUCGUCAGUGUCCUCGCCCACGGUCGAGGCACCGCCCAAUUUCAAUGUGGAUGCGGAUGUGUUGGCACGGUCGCCUUCAGGCAGUGUGACGGAUUUAAGCGUGAUGCCCGCCAGUCCCGUGGAAUCCCCGCUGGAAGAGGGUCCAUCCAGUUUGCCGGACAUGCCGAGUGAAAGUGACCCCGUGGCCAUCACGGUCACGUCACCCAAAGGCACGGAAACGCCCCUGGGCUCGCCCACUCCCGGACCGGAAGAGGUCCCGGGGGAGGCAGACGCCAAUGAAUCUGAGUUCACCAAUGCCCAAGGGGUGACUUUCACCCCCACAGUGGAUGCGGUUGACGAGGGAGGGUCUCUCAUCCCCUACGGAUUGCCAUGCGUGCGAGAGCUCUUCCGCUUUCUGAUCUCGUUGACGAAUCCCCACGACUCCCACAAUCAGGACGCCAUGAUCCAGAUCGCCUUGAACUUGCUAGCCACGGCCUUGGAGACGGGGGCCGAGCAUUUGGAUUGCUUCAAGUCCUUGUUGGAACUAGCUCGUGAUGAUCUGGCCCGAAACCUGGUCAGUCACUUGUCCACGGAGCGGAUCAAUGUGUUUGCCACGUCCUUGUGGGUGAGCUACAUGCUCUACGAGGCCCAACGCAAGCACCUGAAGUUCCAAUUGGAGAUCUAUCUGACGAAGCUCAUUGAAGUGGUGUGUUCGGAGUCGCAGAAAGUCACCUAUGAGCACAAGGAACUGGCUUUGGAUAUCGUGGUUCGGUAUUACCGCAUCCCGGGAUUCCUGACCCAGCUUUACUUGAAUUUUGAUUGUGACUUGUACACCUCGAAUAUCUUUGAGGAUCUGACCAAGAUGUUGUCCAAGAACGCGUUCCCGGUGUCCGGAUUGUACAGUACCCAUUUCUUAUCGUUGGACGCCCUUCUGACCGUGAUCGAGGCCAUUGAGAGCCAAUGCCAAAAGCGAAUCACCAGUGGAGAUCGAGCCGCCGAGAAACCCGCACUUCCGACCUCGGAAAGCUCGGGAAAAGUCGUAAAACUCGCGGGCCAAGAGGAUUUCAAGAUCCCCAGUCACGAGGAGGUGAUGGCCCUGAAACAUAAGAAGAAGCUCAUCCAAUCGGCCACCGAGCAGUUCAAUGCCAAACCAACCAAGAGCAUCACCUUCAUGCAAGAGAACAAGCUCAUCCAAUCGCCGCUGGACCCGAUCGAGAUCGUCGAGUUCAUGCGCAAGAAUCCACAUCUGGACAAGAAGCAAUUGGGCGAGUACAUCUCCAAUCGCAAGAACCUGCACGUCCUGGAAGCGUUUGUGCAAUCCUUUGACUUUGCUGGACUGCGAGUGGACGAGUCAUUGCGAUUGUUCCUGGAAGCAUUUCGACUGCCUGGUGAGGCUCCGCUGAUCCAAUUGGUCCUGGAGCAUUUCGCCGAGCAUUGGCGAUCCAGUAAUGACGGCGUGUUGGCCGAUGCGGAUGCUGCAUUCACGCUCUCCUAUGCCGUGAUCAUGCUCAAUGUGGACCAACACAACAAGAACCACACCCAACGGAACGAUCCCAUGACGGUGGAACAGUUCAUCCGCAAUCUCCGCGGGACCAACGGCAACAAGGACCACGAUCCCGAGAUGCUCCAAGAGAUCUACCACGCCAUUCGGCAAGAAGAGAUUGUCAUGCCCGCCGAGCAAACGGGUCUGGUCCGGGAAAACUAUCUCUGGAAAUGCGUCUUGAAGCGGGGCACGGAGCCGUGUAGCCGUUUUCUGUUGGCGCCUAACGGGUUCUUCGACCAUGAUAUCUUCUCCAUCAUAUGGGGAUCCACUGUGGCGGCUCUUUCAUACGUGUUCGACAAGAGCAAUGAUCCCGCGGUCAUCAAUCGGGCUCUGAAUGGCUUCCAGAGGUGUGCCAUGAUCGCCGCUCACUAUCACAUGAGCGAUGUAUUCGACAAUCUGGUCAUUUCCCUAUGCAAGUUCACCACCCUCCUGACCGUGAAUGAGCCGCCUUUGCAAUUCGUGCCCAACUUUGGGAUGAACCCCAAGGCCUUGAUGGCCACGAGAAUGGUGUUCACCUUGGUGCAAAAACAUGGCGAUAUUCUACGCGAUGGUUGGCGAAACAUCACGGAGUGUCUGCUCCAGUUGUUCAAGUGUCAAAUGCUGCCCAAGGCCAUGAUGGAGGCCGAGGACUACAUUGCCAGUGCUGGGAGAAUCAAGUUGUUCCGCGAAGAGGUCCAAGAGAACAAAGUGGAGCAGGGCUUCUUGAACUCGUUCGUGUCCUUCAUAUCGAUGUCGAGUGAGGCUCAACCCAAGGAGCGAACACCGGAGGAGGAGGAGUACGCCCAAACCGCCCAAAAGUGCAUCAAGGACUGCAAUCUGGAAUCGUUGAUCUCGGAGUCCAAGUUCUUGUUGGCCGAGAGUCUCCAGGAGAUGAUCCGAUAUCUGAUCAUUGAUUCGGAUCUGGACGAGGUAGACGACGAGCACGCGCGCCUGUUCUUUCUGGAGAUGAUCACCAAGGUCGCCAUUCAGAACCGGGAUCGGAUUCAAGUGAUUUGGAUGUCCGUGUCCGACCACUUGGCCCGAUUGAUCAUGUCCUCCUCGAGUGUGGACAAGCAGUUCAUGUUGGAACGCUCCGUGACCUCUCUUCUCCGAUUGGCCGUCCGAUUGUCUCGCAAAGAGGACCUCGCCUCCACCGUUGUCCAGUCUCUCCAGAUAUUACUGGCCAUGAAAAUUCAAGUGGUACGCCAAGUGGCCGCUCACAUCGCUUUCGGCCUCCACGAGCUUCUGCGGAACAACGCGGCCAACAUCCACGAGACCCACGAUUGGGCCAUCAUUUUCGCCCUCAUUGAAAUGGUGGGAACAGGAGCCAAUCUUGAGAUCCCGGUGCGCGUGCCCGCGUCGGCCGUGCCCGCGUCGGCCGUGCCAGCCAGUCCGAGAACCGCCAAGGACGAGGAUUCUGGACACGAAUCCGAGACCAACACCAUCCACUCGGGGGCGGGCAGUCCCAUGCGAGAGCGAUCCGAGUCCAUCAGUUCCUCCGGAGGUUGGAUCGUAUUAGGCGGCGGUAGUAGUGCGAGUUCCUCCAUCAAGGGCUUCAAUGGUGCGACCAUGCCCGCGGUCAAUGGCGGCUCCCGCUCCAGUCUGGAAAAGAUCAAUCAGUUCGUGGCCAUCAAGCCGAGGAAACUCGUAUGGCACAACUCGUUGGCUUAUUUGAAGUGCUGCGAGUCUUUGGGGUUCUUGGUCCGAGAUGUGGCCCAUAUCACGCCGGAUAAUUUCUUCUCGUGCGUGCAAGCCCUCCGGACAUUCGUAGAGGCCAGCUUCGUCCCUCGUCGGGCCGACCAGGAUCACGGUGGAAGCAGCAAACACGAGGGUCCCCAACCCGCAGCCAACAGUCGAAGUCAGGUGAAAAAGACCCCCGCCGGGCGGCAACCGCCCAUGCGAAGGGCCCAAUCCGCUCCCAACCACCACAAUUCGGAUUAUGAGGCGGAUGAGAGUGAUAGCGACGAUCUGAGUAGUGAAUACCACCACGUGGCCCUGCAGCUCUUGGAUCUGAUGUACACACUUCACACGAGAGCCGGGGCCAUUUACAAGUCUUGGGCGGAGGAAGGGGGUAAUGAGGCCUUGGCGGACGAGACCAGUUUGUGGGGGAUCGCCUGGUGUCCACUGCUCCAAGGGAUGGCGCGAUUCUGCACAGACCGACGUAGUCUGAUUCGAACCACGUCCUUGACCACCUUGCAACGUGCCCUCCUCUUUCCGGAGCUGCAGAACUUGUCCCCCGCUGAGUGGGAAGGGGCCUUCAACCAGGUCCUGUUCCCCAUGCUCAACCAAUUGCUAACCAAGAGCACUCCGGGUGAGAAGACUGCCAUGGAGGAGACUCGAACCCGAGCAGCCGCUCUUCUGGGCAAGGUCUAUCUGCAACACCUCCAAGCUUUGGCGACCUUGCCCACGUUCACCGCGCUUUGUAUGACCAUCCUGGACUUCAAUGAGAGGUUCAUGAAGUCGGCCACAUCGGAUCAUUUAGCUGAUGCCAUUCCCGAGACGCUGAAAAACAUGCUCCUAGUCAUGGAUGCCACCCCGGGCGUCUUCUUCAGUCCCGAGGGCCACCCCACCCAAACCUGGCGCCAGACCUGGGAACGAUUGGACACGUUUCUGCCCAAUCUGAUGAAGGAGCUCUUCAACCACAAGGAUCGGACCCACCCGUCAUUGGCGGCUUUGGAGCAAACCGCCACGGUGUCCAACGGAUCCGUGGCGUCGGAACCCAUCAUGAUCCAGGAACGACUCCCGCAUUCCCAUCCCGAGUCUUUGCCCAGCAAUUUCAACAUUGAAGCAUUGGCCACGGCGUCCACCAUGUCAGAUCCAGUGGGCAUGGGACAGCCCCCGCUCUCGCCCAUGGAUGCGCCCAUCAUGUCUUCGGCCGUGUUCCAAUCCGUGCCCAAUGUGGUCUCGGCGGUGGCCAAUGAGCCCCUCCCUCCUCCCUGUGAUAUGAUCAAGGCAUCAUCCACCAGUGAUCUCUCCGAGAAGCCCCGGAUGAGUCAGGGUUCGUUCACCUUCGAGCCUCUCCCGCGACUCCCGGGACUCCCGUCAUCCACGGUUCGGAAUGCCACCACGGUCACCACGGUUCACGACCCACCGCCUUUGGCUCGGUUCCAAAUUCCCUCCAUGCCCGAGAUCGCUCCGUUGCCGCCUCCACCCAUCAGUCUGGCUCAGAGUCCGCCGGUCAUGAGUAGGGACACGCCGAGUAACGGAUUCCAACCGAUACACGUGGCCAAUCCGACCUCGAGUGCCAUGAGUGCCCCCAUGGUCAACCCCAAAGCCAUCCCGGCCCCCAAUCCCCAAUUGUCUUCGUAUUUCAGUCACGGAGCUCAGCUACCCAGCACGAUUUCCAACGUGCCGGGCAACAACAUCCUGACCGCUGCAUUUUCGCCCACUUUACCCACCAAUUCCACCAAUCCGGUGGUUUUAGGAGGGCAGCAUCAUGAAGAACCUCCCACGUCAGGCUCGUGAGAGGUGCCAUACUUCCAUGGGAGAUGAUGGGUAGGAUCCCUCAGAGAUCAAAAAUGGAUCCAUGUGAGUGACCUGGGUUCAAGUCAGGAGGUGGAUUUGUGGACGGAAGCCCCACAGCUCUGUUGCUCCUUUUCAAAAAAUGCGCCCUUGUCCCCGAGGAUAAUCUUACUGGUUGCCUCGGUUUCAUAUUCCUACAUAUAAAUAUUGGUUUAGUUUGUAUAUCUAGUGACGAGUUUCUUUGACAUUAUUGUUUAUGGAAAAUAAAAUUAUAUCUCAGA